Molecule: messenger RNA, 3585 nt
Organism: Colletotrichum tamarilloi
Lineage: Eukaryota; Fungi; Ascomycota; Sordariomycetes; Glomerellales; Glomerellaceae
Exons: 4
Coding region: 1-3585 (1194 amino acids)
Biological process (GO): regulation of transcription by RNA polymerase II
Molecular function (GO): zinc ion binding; DNA-binding transcription activator activity, RNA polymerase II-specific
Source: RefSeq, a predicted model, not a curated record
AUGGCGGCGGUAUCAGGAGAUACUCCGUUGUUGGCAACUGCUAUCGGAGCUACUCACCAAAUGGAGAUUGACGACGAAGCGACUAAUAAGCAGCCAAGUCCGAGUAGUAGUGCUGGAGGUGCUACGUGCACCCCAUCCCAUUCUCCACUCUGGGAAACCCCCCGCCACUCUUCUGAAGGACGCGGAACCGCGCUUUCGCGCCCCCAGCCUCUAUACCAGCCAACGACUCCAACCAAAGCGUCACUCGGUUCUCUCCAACGUUGCUCCGUCACAACCCAACAAUCGCCCACUGCGAAAACGCGACUUUGCGGCCUUGCCGCGUCGAUCCAUAGAGAUCAAAGACGGAAGCCGCAGUCGACCAUGGCUGAGGCCCUGCUGGGCCUCGCGCCCUCAUACGGAAGCGCGUCGAGGAAUAAGCCGUCAAUUGCGCAUCCCGAUGACAUCCCCGCCCAACUCCGUCGCGAACUCGACCGAAAGAAGACACCCACACGAUGCGAACAUCUUUCCGUCACACUCGAAGUGCCCUCUACCCUCGAAUUCGCCAUUCGCGAUGGCGACAGCGAUGUGCAGGAAAAUAUCGACUCAGCGCUGAGCGGCCUCCGAACUCAGGUCGUCGAAGGUCAAACCGUCAAGAUUAUACGCGCCUACGACACCAUCAUCAGCCAGCCCCACGACAACCCCGUGAUGCAGAGAGCCGUGGCGAAGCAUAUUGUUGGGCUUCUUUCUGUGGUGGAUGAGAGCACAUGGGUCGUCAGAGAGGUUUCGCGCGGCCAGUACGGGUGGUCCUUCACCUACAACUGCAAAGACUCUCUUGUGACUUGGAACCGGCAACAUCAGAAGACGCCAAAUAAGACUAUCAUAGGAGAGUAUAGUCAGAAGGAGCUUGAGCCGGAAAUGCAGGCCCGACCAGCUUUCGACUGUCGCGGGACGCUUACCGUUGCGUUUUCAAAGAAUACCCGAACCAUCAACGUCAAGUACGAACACACGCCUCUGCAUAAGACUUUGGGCGAGAUGAUCGAGCACUUCAAACCCCUUCCUCCGGCAGCACCUCCAGCACCUCUCAUUCCCGCGGGGGAAAAGUCCAAGAAGGCGAAAACGCCGCGAAAGCGAAAGAGUGAGGCAUUGAAUCCGGACGGGACGCCUGUUGAGCCAAAGCCAAAGAGAAAGAGGAAGAGCGAGGCGUUGAAUCCAGAUGGGACGCCUGUUCAGCCGAAGAAGAGGAAGAGGAAAUCUGAAGCCGCAAAGGACGCACAAGCAGCUGGAGACACUACCAACGGCGAGGCAACAACCACUGUUCCGACCAAGGCGGAUGCCGCUGUUCAAAGUGGAGUGCAUUCACAUGCGGUGCUGAAUGUGCCCCCCGGCGAAGCGGCUAGGCGCCGCGAGGUCGCCAUCAGACUCCUCAGCGACAGCGGCUUAGAUCCCGAGAGUCUUUCUACGGAACAGUUCAGUAUCUUUGCCAACCAAUCUCCGGAUCUUCAGAAAGAGUCACUUGCCAUGCUGGUCAAGUAUGGUGCUGAGCGACUCCGCAUCGUUCAUCCCAACGAUGCCGCUGCGUCCUCGACCAGCGCGUCACCCACGCCUCAGCAGGAAACAGCACAACAGGCCGCUGUCACGACUGCCACAUUGGAAUCUCCAGCCUCAGGCAAGAAGAAGAAGCGGCCUCGAAAGUCGAAGGCCGCUGAAGACGCGGUAGAAGUGGAGUUGAUUCCGGCACCCCCAGGCACGCCGAUGAAGCUGAUUUCGAGGGGUGGAUGCAUUGCUUGCAGAAGAGCAAAGGCCAAGUGCGAUCGCGCCAAGCCUGAGUGCGCUUCUUGUGAAGAGCAGGGUGUGGAAUGCCAAUAUCCCCUGAUUAAUAAAAUGCCACCAAAGAAAAAGGAAGAAAAGUCUGCAGAUGUAGUGGAGGACGAGGAGGACGAUGACGACGCCGAGGCCGAGGUUGAAGCCGAGACCGAACCGGCGGAGCCUGAGAUCGAAGUUGAAGAACAAGAACCGGACGACAUUGAGACGAUCGACUACACUUCAAACAUGCCAGUUGCCAACAUGCUCACUCCUGCUGCGCAGGCUCCCAGUCAGGACUACUUCAAUGAUGGGCCAAACGAAAUGACCUAUACUCAUUCCGCUUCCAACGAUAUGAACAUGUCACACGGUGUCUCAUCAUACCCCGAGCCUUCUGCCACCGCAACUUACGCAGAGCAGCAGGCAGUCUCCACGAGCUUUUCGCAACCGUCUCUGACCGGCACGGCAACGUACACUCAACCGAGUACAGAUGCGAACAGUUAUACAACCGCCAGCAAUGACACAAUGUCGAGUCUCAAUUACUCCCAACCCUCGGCUAAGAGCCCGAGAGCGACGAGGACCUCUUCACGGCGCAGUUUGCCAUCCGGACCAGGACAGCCGCAUCAGCCCACGGCCGAAAGCCCUGUUCCUCUUCCCAGUUACGCACAAAACUGGCAAAGCAUUUCUCCUCCCCGGACAGCGAACACAGUUUCGCCUACCAUGACGACUAAGCAACACAGGCCGCGAAGUUCGACCCAGAUGCCGGCUGCGACCACGGUCGCUCCCCAGGAAACAUCCUAUCGCAACACGCAACAGGCUGUGGCUCAUGUCACUGCACAGCAACAACGGCAACACCGUCCUUCCCCGACUCAGCAAGCAGCUCAAGUAGUGCAAACAGUCACCCCGGCCCAGGUCUCGCCAUUCCAGGCCCCUGUACAAGCAGCCCGAACUAAGAGUCGAGCUGGACAGAGAGCCUCCACUCGUACUCCCGUCAAUGAACCCCGUGCAACACCGUCCCAUCAUACCGUCCAACCAUCGACUUCAGCGACGAUGGACUCAGCAACUUACAAUGAUACCCAAUCCAUGAGCAACGUGUCCGACUACAACAACUACCAUACGAAGUACUCAAGCCAGAGCAAUAACUCGACAGAGUUGGACACCACAAGACUCGCCUACCAGCCUUACGCGGCGCAGAAUACCUCUGCAACAACAACCACCUACCCUUCGUAUGACCAUGACAGAACCAACACCACUGCCUCGCACACAUCCAGCGGCAACGCGCGGUCCGGACAGUUGUACAACAGCCAGUCACAAUCGCGCAACACGCAAUCAUACAAUAAUACCAACACCACGGCCGCGGCAAACACUUACGCUCAACAGCCAUCGACGAACCAGCAGCAGUCGUUCAACAUGCGAAGUUCAGCAGCGAGCAGCACUCAGCCAAGAUCGUCCUCUCGGAACGCAAAUCAGCAGCCUCAACAGCAGCAGUCACAGUCGCAGCCGCAGCAGACACAAUCGUAUGGAUCUUACGCAAACCAGACGCAACAGCAAUCAACUCAGCCGGACCAACACAACUGGUAUGGGUUUGGCUCGGGAUCUAACACUUCUUUCACGCCAGCCAAUGUCGCUGGAGGCUAUGCCACGAGAGGUGCCACUUCCGCCAACUACGGCAGCGGGUCCAGCACCUCCAACCAAGCAUACCAGCAGCAACAUGGCUCUCUUAACAUGACGGGCCACAGUUACUCUCCCGGAGACAAUGAGAUGUACGAGUUGUUGAAGAACUCUCUUCACGGCCCAGGUCGCUAA